UCCUCCUCUCUUUUCCCUCCCUCCCUCUCUCUCUCUCUCUCUCUCUCUCUCUGACCCCUCUCUCUCUUUCCCUUUUCUUUCGGGGAGACUUGAUAUCUCUGGCGGUUUGCCGCAUGGAAGUCGCCCAGGCAAGGCAGAAUAUCUUCUGUCUGAUCUGGACUCCUUCUCUUCAGUUGCCGACCACUGCACGAGCAGACACAACAUCACACUCACAUGUAGUGGGAUUCAACGGGAUAUAACGGCAUUUAUCCGCUGACCGACUGACAGGAGAGUCUAAAUCCCGUCUUCAUUCCUGCAGUGGGGGAAUAUUUCUUACUCAGAUGUAACAACAAAAAAAAGACCUACCGGAUCGUCAAGUGCGCAAAAGCCGCAUUUUGAAACAUUACGUAGCUAUUCUAUUCUAUUUCUAUAUUGUUUUCUAUUCCCUCGAUCCCCUGCUCGGACAAACCGGGAACCGCAGGUGGGGGGGCGCUUCCACGGCAUGGAGUCCUGAUUUUACCAAGCGACCCACCGGGAUGAAUGAAACUGAGAAAACCCGUCGCCGUGGUGGAAUAUUAACAACCUAAUCCUAACAACAAUAACAAAUGGGAUGUUGCAGCAGAGUUUGGGACUCUAGAGAGCAUUCCAACUUUAUUCGUCUCCGUUUUUAGUCUCUUUCCCUCUCAUAUUCUUCGCCUGUGGGACUCCUAUUUUUGUGACUGAUUUUGCAGUACUUCACCCCUCUAUCAUGGACCGGUCGACAUCUUUGGAUAUAGAGGCGCUCAAGAUGACCCAGGAGCAGUAUAUCCUUGCGGCACAGCCUAAUCCGCUUCACCAGAGGGGGGCGUCGGUGUGCGGCACCCAGGUUUACCCAGCAGUGGGAAUCUACGGCUGGAGGAAGAGAUGCUUGUACUUCUUCAUACUCCUCCUCCUCGUCACCAUGAUCGUCAACCUCGCGCUGACCAUCUGGAUCCUCAAAGUCAUGAACUUCACUCCGGAUGGAAUGGGGAAUCUGCGGGUGACCAAGGAAGGUGUCAGAUUGGAGGGAGUGUCCGAAUUCUUAUUGCCUCUUUACGUCAAAGAGGUCCAGUCUCGUAGGGACAGCCCAUUGAUUCUUCAGUCGGACAGAAAUGUGACUGUCAAUGCUAGGAAUGAUCAGGGACAACUGACUGGUCAGCUAACCGUGGGUUCAGAAAUGGUAGAGGCUCAAUGUCAGAGGUUUGAGGUGAGGAGUGCAGAUGGAGAGAGAGUUCUGUUCUCCGCAGAUGAAGAGGAGAUCAGCAUCGGCACCGAGAAACUUAGAGUCACAGGGAACGAAGGCGUGGUGUUCAGCCAUUCUGUAGAGACAUCGCAUAUAAGGGCAGAACCCUUCCAGGACCUAAAGCUGGAGUCGCCAACUCGGACCCUGACCCUGGAGGCUCCCAGAGGGGUAGAGGUCAAUGCUGGAGUGGGAGACUUUACGGCGUCCUGUAGGAAAGACCUUCUCUUGCAGUCCUCAGAAGGAGAGAUCUUUCUAGAUGCCAACACCAUCAGGCUGGGCAACAUUCCCCAUGGCAGCGCUGUGGACCCCCUGGAGGGGGCGCCAGCAGGUACUACCUACACCAAACAGACUGUGUACGAGCUUUGUGCCUGCGCUAAUGGCAAGCUCUACCUGUCCCCGGCUGAGAAAGGCUCUACCUGCCAAACCACCAGUAACUUUUGUCUCUGGAGCUGAAAAUGGGAGGUCAACAGACACCCGGGACAUAUGGACUAUUAGAGUUUGAAGCUAAUGCUAGCCAACGGACUUAAUCAACAUGGAUUAUGGCUUGGUGGGAAGCUAAUGCCAGCUAACGUACCGAAUCCACAUGGAUUGUAGCAUGGCAAGAAGUUCAUGUCUGUUAACCAAUCAAAUUAUAUGGAUUACAACUGGGCAGGAAGCUAAUAUUUGCUAACAUACCACAUUAACAAAAAGACUGUGGCUUGGUGUGAAGCUACUGUCAGCUAAAGGACUGAAUCAACAUGGACUAGAGCUUGGUGAGAAGCUUUUGCCAGCUCACCAACCAAAUUAAUAUGGAUUGGUCAGUUGCUAAUGCUAGUCAAGAGGAUGAAUGACAUGGCGGGAAGAAAAAGCAGGUUAGCUGGUGGGUAUGCUGCUAUGACGCUACUCAUGGACAUCAAUGGACAUUCUCACUCUGGGGCUCUCGUUGGCUGUCUUUGCCAUUGUUGAAUUGCUGCCAUGAUGUUUUCUGAAAGUCACAAGGAUUACAUUUUGGGGUUUCCUGAGAACUGUGAACUCCCUUACUGGAAAUCUCAUGAUUUUGUUAGGAUGAACAGAUACGGUGAUGGACUGCAAACGCGCCAGCAGGGACAUGGACAAGGACUCAGUUGGCUAUUAGUCAUUAGUGUGGACUUUAGUUAAGCCUUGCAGGUAGUUAACAAAUAAAUCAGACAAUGGUUUAGUCUUGUGGGAAGCUAAGGCUAGCUAACGGACCAAUCUAUACCAGAAAGGCCUUCCCCCUCUCCCCCUUUAGUCUUUUAACCCAAACAUUGACAUGUGACCCUUCUGUAUUAAUCUGCACCUGAUAGUGAAUAUGCUGGCCGACCCCACUUUUCAUAAGAUAACUAAUGCAAUUAAUUGUGCUUCAACGUUGCAUUCACCAGCUUUUUCCCCCUUAUAUUUACAUUUUUUUUUUCACAUCUACUUUUAUCUUAUUUUAGUUCUCUUUUCUGAAAUAUUUUUCGUGUUAUCUCUUUGAAUCCUGUUGUUUUUCCCUUCAACAUCCUUGUAAUGCUCAUCAGUACCAGAUGCAGGGUUUCUCCCCCUCACCACCAAAAGACAUGUCUUUUGGUUUCCGUCUCUCUGGAGUCAUUCUAUCUGGGCAUGUGAUGCUUUCUCGCCAGACAGAAACAAAUGGAAUGAAGAAAAUGAAAAGUGAAAAAAUUAAGGCUCAGGUGGAUGCUAUGGCAGACCGACCAUUUUAUGGUAUAGGGCCAAACCUCCAGUCAGGCAGAGGCACCAGUCGGGCAACAGCCAGACCAAUUUUGGUCUUGUUAUGGACCAUUAUGCAUCUUCAUCCAGCGUUCCUUGUCGGUCAGACUUUUUUCCUUCUUUUUGCAUGACCUUUCUGCUGUUCUUGCUAAGCCCUCUUUCUUCUUGGUCAUGUUGGUUUUCUUUGUCAUUGAGUAACAUUUCUAACCCCACUCUCCUUUUUGUUCUUUCUUCAGCUUAUUCUUAAUUCAGUAUUUUUACCUCCCAUUACUCUCUUUUUGCCAUCCCAAACUCAAAUAUCAGGAAUAAUGCCCCUUUCCUCCCAUACUAUGCCCCCUUUAAAUUUCUGCAACCUAAGCAAGAAAAGUCAAGAAGGUCCAAAAUAUUGUUUUGGGGGUUAUUUUUGAUAUAUAGUCAAAUGGGGGGAGAGAGAAUCAGUGUAAAUGGCCUCGAGCUGGCUAACCUAGCGCCCAACCUCUGCAAUGUCUGGAAAUCAGCAGAUUUGUGUGGCAGAAAUCCCUGUGGAAGACAUAGUGGAUGGAAUUGGUUGUAUGUCUACGAUUGGAUUAAGGCCCUGAGGCGUACUUUUUUUUUUUUUUU
Molecule: messenger RNA, 3547 nt
Organism: Sander lucioperca (pikeperch)
Lineage: Eukaryota; Metazoa; Chordata; Actinopteri; Perciformes; Percidae
Product: zeta-sarcoglycan
Exons: 8
Coding region: 728-1693 (321 amino acids)
Biological process (GO): heart contraction; cardiac muscle tissue development
Cellular component (GO): sarcolemma; sarcoglycan complex
Source: RefSeq, a predicted model, not a curated record